Molecule: messenger RNA, 1643 nt
Organism: Triplophysa rosa
Lineage: Eukaryota; Metazoa; Chordata; Actinopteri; Cypriniformes; Nemacheilidae
Gene: prg4a
Product: proteoglycan 4a
Exons: 14
Coding region: 143-1636 (497 amino acids)
Biological process (GO): immune response
Molecular function (GO): scavenger receptor activity; polysaccharide binding
Source: RefSeq, a predicted model, not a curated record
AAACAAGUUUCUGACCGACAGGAGAAAUCCAGCUGCUGGAUGAUAUAAAAGAAGCAAACUUACCAAAGAACAGAAGAAGGUGAGUUAAAGAAGGCGCUUCUAUUCGGUUUUUAUAUCAAUCGUGACUUUGGAGACUAUUAAGAUGACUGGAUCCACUCUGGUUUCAUCUCUCGUGGCACUGGUCUGUGUUCUCCUGCCUCUGUGUGCUGCGCAAGGCAGCUGCGGGGGUCGAUGUGGCGAGCCGUUUGCUCGUGGUCAGAUCUGUAACUGCGACUACAACUGCUUUGUCCACAGCGAGUGCUGUAAGGACUUUGAGGAAGUCUGCACUACCGGUGACUCGUGCAGGGGUCGGUGUGGAGAGACAUUUCUUCGUGGAAAAGAGUGUAACUGUGAUCCAGACUGUGUUCUCUACAACACCUGCUGCUCCGACUACCACGCACAGUGUGACGCUUUCUCCAACUUACAAGCUGCAAGAAGCUCAAAGUUAAACAAACAAACCGACUAUACUGAACAAUGUAUGGCUGUAUGUCUUGCAUCUCAAAACCCAGAUCUCAUGAGAGAUGGGGCCGGUGCUCUGGACAGGCUGAAUUUGAUGGCUCCAUCACAUGCCCCAGCACUCAUCUCUGGAGCUCCAGUCGCCCAGGACCCCAGCAUCUAUGCCCCCAUGACCCCCUCUGACCUGCCAGGCCUCCCCUCCAGCCCUUCUGGAUUCCCUCUGCCAGAACCUGGUCCAGCUUCUGGACCAGGACAGGCAGGAGGGCCUUCUUCUGGGCAACCCCUACCUAUCCCUGUACAGGUCUCUCUUUCUGUCAGUGGACAAGGAGAUGGGCCAUCCAGUGGUCCUGCCUCUGGUUCAGGUAGUCCCAGCACUCUUGAAGACAUCGCCCAGGUCACGGGAGCAAGCCCCUCUUCAGGAUUAGGUCCUGAUAUCUGCAGCAGUCUUCCUAUUGAUGGACUGGCAACUCUCUUCAAUGGCACUAUCAUUGUUUUCAAAGGUCACCACUUUUGGCUGCUGAAUCCCAAGACAAGAAGAGCUGGUCCGGCUCGUAGCAUCACCGAAGAGCUCGGUGUCCCGUCCCCCAUCGACACCGCCUUCACACGCUGCAACUGCCAGGGAAAAACUUACAUCAUCAAGGGUGAUAACUACUGGGUCUUCGAGAAUGGUGUGAUGGAUCCAGAAUCUCCCAGAUCAGUGUCUAGAGGCUUUGGUGGGCUCACUGGAGAGAUCACCGCUGCUCUGUCCAUCCCAGCCACUCGAAAGAGGCCUGAGAUGGUGUACUUCUUCAAGAAAGGAGGAACGGCUCAGAAAUUUGCUUAUCCUCCUGGAAGUGGACCUACCUGCUCUGCAACGAGAAGCAAAAACUCAGUCUACGGCAAGCUCCGGCGUGCCAGACAAGCAGAAAUCCAGUUGUCAGGAGAGAUCAAUAUUAACCUCCGCUGGAAGGGUUUCCCCACCCCUGUGACUUCAGCCAUGUCCAUACCCAACUCCAGAAAGCCAGAUGGUUUCGAUUACCUUGUUUUCUCUGGGCCUAAAAUCCUCAACAUCAAGAUCAGUGGUGAUCUGCCAACUUUGGCAGCUCCCGCCAGCAGUUCCUCCCAGCAGAAUGAGAUCAGAAGCUGGCUCAGAUGUCCCUGAAACAUUU